This is a messenger RNA of Chrysochloris asiatica (Cape golden mole), 6231 nucleotides long. RefSeq names its product dedicator of cytokinesis 3 (gene DOCK3). NCBI's taxonomy places the organism in Eukaryota, Metazoa, Chordata, Mammalia, Afrosoricida, Chrysochloridae. Gene Ontology annotation, molecular function: GTPase activator activity; guanyl-nucleotide exchange factor activity; small GTPase binding. Gene Ontology annotation, cellular component: cytoplasm; plasma membrane. The transcript has 53 exons. Bases 1 to 6231 code for a protein of 2076 amino acids. The record is from RefSeq and is a predicted model, not a curated record. Gene Ontology annotation, biological process: small GTPase-mediated signal transduction.
AUGUGGCCAACGUUAUUAGUAGCUGCCAAGAUCCUUCUCUCUGUGCUGAUUUUUGUGGGAGUGCACCCAGCACUUGAUGACAUCCUGGAAGAGCAAAGAAGGCACAACACGGAAGGGGAGGGAGAAGUGUUGAUAUGCAGCUUUCGAGGAUCUGUCCCUCAAGGUUUGGUCCUAGAAAUAGGAGAAACAGUUCAGAUUCUUGAGAAAUGUGAAGGUUGGUACAGAGGUGUGUCAACAAAGAAGCCAAAUGUAAAGGGUAUCUUUCCUGCAAAUUACGUUCACUUGAAAAAGGCAAUUGUCAGUAACAGAGGGCAGUAUGAAACUGUGGUCCCACUAGAAGAUUGUAUUGUGACUGAGGUUACAGCAACCCUGCAAGAAUGGGCCAGUCUGUGGAAACAACUGUAUGUGAAACACAAAGUAGAUCUUUUCUACAAAUUACGCCAUGUGAUGAAUGAACUUAUUGACCUUCGAAGGCAGAUACUAUCGGGUCACCUGACUCAGGAUCAGGUUCGGGAAGUUAAACGUCAUAUCACCGUGCGCUUGGACUGGGGUAAUGAACAUUUGGGCCUGGACCUGGUGCCUCGAAAGGACUUUGAAGUAGUGGAUUCGGAUCAGAUUAGUGUCUCAGAUCUCUAUAAAAUGAAAUAUCACCAUAGAAAGCUUCUAAGUCCUUCUUCUGCCUUGCCACAUCACUUCUUCCUCAGCCUGAAAAGUUUUACCUACAAUACCAUUGGGGAAGAUACUGAUGUCUUCUUUUCCUUGUAUGAUAUGAGAGAAGGCAAGCAAAUAAGUGAGCGGUUUCUGGUGAGACUGAACAAGAAUGGUGGUCCAAGGAACCCAGAGAAGAUAGAACGAAUGUGUGCCCUUUUUACAGAUCUGAGCAGCAAAGAUAUGAAGAGAGAUUUAUAUAUAGUUGCCCAUGUGAUCCGAAUAGGGCGGAUGCUCCUGAAUGACUCAAAGAAGGGUCCUGCCCACUUGCACUACCGGCGACCAUAUGGCUGUGCAGUGCUUAGCAUCUUGGAUGUCCUACAGUCACUCACAGAAGUAAAGGAAGAAAAGGAUUUUGUUCUUAAGGUGUACACGUGCAACAAUGAAAGUGAAUGGUCCCAGAUCCACGAGAACAUCAUUCGAAAGUCCAGUGCCAAGUACUCUGCCCCCAGCGCCAGCCAUGGUCUUAUCAUUUCUCUGCAGCUCCUCCGUGGAGACAUGGAACAGAUUCGGAGAGAAAAUCCCAUGAUAUUUAAUAGGGGAUUGGCAAUUACAAGGAAAUUGGGAUUUCCCGAUGUCAUUAUGCCAGGUGAUAUCCGCAAUGACCUAUACUUGACCCUGGAGAAGGGAGAUUUCGAGAGGGGGGGAAAGAGUGUACAAAAGAAUAUUGAAGUCACCAUGUAUGUGCUUUACGCAGAUGGCGAAAUCUUAAAGGAUUGCAUCAGCUUGGGUUCUGGAGAGCCAAAUAGGAGUUCCUACCACUCUUUUGUCCUCUACCACAGUAAUAGUCCUCGCUGGGGAGAAAUUAUCAAAUUGCCCAUCCCCAUUGAUCGAUUCCGGGGCUCCCACCUGCGCUUUGAGUUCAGACACUGUUCCACAAAAGACAAAGGGGAAAAGAAACUCUUCGGUUUUGCAUUCUCUCCCCUGAUGCGGGAUGAUGGCACCACUCUAUCUGACGAUAUCCACGAGCUGUAUGUUUACAAGUGUGAUGAGAAUAGCACGUUUAACAACCAUGCUCUGUACCUGGGUCUGCCCUGCUGCAAAGAAGACUACAAUGGCUGCCCUAACAUACCUUCCAGCCUCAUCUUCCAGCGCAGCACCAAAGAGUCUUUCUCCAUUUCCACACAGCUCUCUUCUACCAAGCUCACACAGAAUGUGGAUCUACUUGCUCUGCUGAAAUGGAAGGCCUUCCCAGACCGAAUUAUGGAUAUCCUAGGGCGACUGCGGCAUGUUAGUGGGGAGGAAAUUGUUAAGUUUCUGCAGGACAUCUUAGAUACACUCUUUGUGAUUUUGGAUGAUAAUACAGAGAAAUAUGGCCUGCUGGUUUUUCAGUCUCUGGUAUUCAUCAUCAACCUGCUCCGAGACAUCAAGUAUUUCCACUUUCGGCCCGUAAUGGACACAUACAUCCAGAAGCAUUUUGCUGGUGCGCUAGCAUACAAGGAACUCAUCCGCUGUUUGAAGUGGUACAUGGACUGUUCAGCAGAGCUGAUUCGACAGGACCACAUUCAGGAAGCCAUGCGGGCCUUGGAAUACCUUUUCAAGUUCAUCGUGCAGUCGCGGAUCCUGUACUCACGAGCUACUUGUGGGAUGGAGGAGGAACAGUUCCGGUCCAGCAUCCAAGAACUUUUCCAGUCCAUCCGGUUUGUGCUCAGUCUGGACAGCAGAAACUCAGAAACACUCCUUUUCACUCAGGCUGCACUCCUCAAUUCCUUCCCAACCAUUUUUGAUGAGCUGCUGCAAAUGUUCACCGUGCAGGAGGUAGCUGAGUUUGUGAGAGGGACACUGGGGAGCAUGCCCAGCACUGUGCACAUCGGGCAGUCGAUGGAUGUGGUAAAGCUGCAGUCCAUUGCCAGGACUGUAGAUAGUCGCCUAUUUUCUUUCUCAGAAUCCCGCCGCAUCCUGCUUCCUGUGGUUCUCCAUCACAUUCACCUUCACCUGAGACAGCAGAAAGAGCUGUUAAUCUGCUCAGGGAUUCUAGGCAGCAUCUUCUCCAUCAUCAAGACCAGCUCUCUGGAGACAGAUGUCAUGGAAGAGGUGGAAAUGAUGGUGGAGAGCCUCCUAGACGUGCUCUUGCAGACUCUGCUCACCAUCAUGAGCAAAUCGCACGCUCAGGAGGCGGUAAGAGGGCAGCGAUGCCCGCAGUGCACAGCUGAGAUCACUGGCGAGUAUGUGUCCUGCCUUCUCUCGCUGCUCCGCCAGAUGUGUGACACCCAUUAUCAGCACCUCCUGGACAACUUCCAGAGCAAAGAUGAACUUAAGGAGUUCUUGCUGAAGAUUUUCUGUGUGUUCCGGAACCUGAUGAAGAUGAGUGUCUUCCCUCGGGAUUGGAUGGUGCUGCGGCUGCUCACAAGCAAUAUUAUAGUCACUACUGUCCAGUACCUGUCCUCAGCACUGCACAAGAAUUUUACAGAGACAGACUUUGACUUUAAGGUGUGGAAUUCUUAUUUUAGCUUGGCAGUUCUGUUCAUAAAUCAGCCAAGCCUCCAGCUAGAGAUUGUCACUUCAGCCAAGAGGAAGAAGAUCCUAGAUAAGUAUGGGGACAUGCGUGUGAUGAUGGCUUAUGAACUGUUCAGCAUGUGGCAGAAUUUGGGUGAACAUAAGAUCCACUUUAUUCCGGGAAUGAUUGGUCCUUUCUUGGGUGUGACACUGGUCCCACAGCCAGAAGUACGGAAUAUCAUGAUUCCCAUCUUUCACGACAUGAUGGACUGGGAGCAGAGAAAAAAUGGCAACUUCAAACAGGUGGAGGCCGAGCUGAUUGACAAACUGGACAGCAUGGUUUCAGAAGGGAAAGGUGAUGAGAGCUACAGGGAGCUCUUCGGCCUGCUCCUGCUGGAAAAGGUUGAACAGGAAACAUGGCGCGAGACCGGCAUUUCCUUUGUGACCUCAGUUACCCGCCUCAUGGAACGCCUUCUUGACUACAGGGACUGCAUGAAAGGAGAGGAAACAGAGAAUAAGAAGAUCGGCUGUACUGUUAACCUGAUGAACUUUUACAAAUCUGAAAUUAACAAAGAAGAGAUGUAUAUCCGCUAUAUCCAUAAACUUUGUGACAUGCACUUGCAGGCUGAAAACUAUACAGAGGCUGCGUUUACUCUGCUCCUGUACUGUGAGCUACUACAGUGGGAGGAUCGGCCACUACGGGAAUUCCUCCACUACCCCUCCCAGACAGAGUGGCAGCGGAAAGAGGGACUGUGUCGGAAGAUCAUCCACUACUUCAACAAAGGCAAGAGCUGGGAAUUUGGGAUUCCACUGUGCAGGGAGCUGGCAUGUCAAUACGAGAGCCUCUAUGAUUAUCAGAGCCUCAGCUGGAUCCGGAAAAUGGAAGCCAGCUACUAUGACAACAUCAUGGAGCAGCAGCGCCUAGAGCCUGAGUUCUUUCGGGUUGGCUUCUAUGGCAGAAAGUUUCCCUUCUUCCUUCGGAACAAAGAAUAUGUGUGCCGAGGCCAUGACUACGAGCGCUUGGAGGCCUUCCAGCAGAGGAUGCUCAGUGAGUUCCCACAGGCCGUCGCCAUGCAGCACCCCAACCACCCUGAUGACGCCAUUCUUCAGUGCGAUGCCCAGUACUUACAGAUCUAUGCAGUGACACCCAUUCCAGAUUAUGUGGAUGUCCUGCAGAUGGACAGGGUCCCUGAUCGUGUCAAAAGUUUCUACCGUGUCAACAAUGUGAGGAAAUUCCGUUACGACAGGCCUUUUCACAAAGGCCCAAAAGACAAGGAGAAUGAAUUCAAGAGCUUAUGGAUCGAGCGCACUACACUGACCCUGACCCACAGCUUACCUGGCAUCUCUCGGUGGUUCGAAGUAGAGAGGAGGGAACUGGUGGAAGUGAGCCCUUUGGAGAAUGCUAUCCAAGUAGUUGAGAAUAAGAACCAGGAGCUGCGUGCCUUGAUUAGCCAGUAUCAGCAUAAGCAGGUGCACAGCAACAUCAACCUGCUCAGCAUGUGCCUGAAUGGUGUCAUUGAUGCUGCUGUCAAUGGGGGCAUCGCACGCUACCAAGAGGCCUUCUUUGAUAAAGAUUACAUUACCAAGCACCCUGGGGAUGCUGAGAAGAUCACCCAGCUCAAGGAACUCAUGCAGGAACAGGUCCAUGUCCUUGGCGUCGGGCUGGCAGUACAUGAAAAGUUUGUGCAUCCAGAAAUGCGCCCUCUGCAUAAGAAACUGAUUGAUCAGUUCCAGAUGAUGCGGGCCAGCCUCUACCAUGAAUUUCCAAGUUUGGACAAGCUAAGUCCUGCCUGCUCAGGCACCAGCACGCCACGGGGAAAUGUUCUGGCAUCCCAUAGUCCCAUGAGCCCUGAGAGCAUCAAGAUGACCCACCGGCACAGCCCCAUGAACUUGAUGGGCACAGGCCGCCAUUCUUCAUCUUCUCUCUCCUCACAUGCAUCGAGUGAAGCGGGAAACAUGGUGAUGCUGGGUGACAACGCCAUGGGCGAGGCACCCGAGGACCUGUACCACCACAUGCAGCUCACGUAUCCCAACCCUAGGUACCAGGGCUCAGUCACCAACGUAUCUGUUCUGUCCUCAUCCCAGGCAAGCCCUUCUUCCUCCAGCCUGAGUUCCACUCACUCAGCACCAUCCCAGAUGAUUACCUCGGCCCCUUCCAGUGCCCGAGGCUCUCCCUCUCUGCCAGAUAAGUACCGCCACGCCCGAGAAAUGAUGUUGCUGCUGCCCACACACCGGGAUCGCCCAAGCAGUGCCAUGUACCCAGCUGCCAUCCUGGAGAACGGACAGCUGCCAAAUUUCCAACGGGCACUGUUCCAGCAAGUGGUCGGAGCCUGUAAACCCUGCAGUGAUCCCAAUCUUUCUGUGGCCGAAAAAGUGGUGCCAGCAGCCCCCAGCAGCUGGAGCCUGGAUAGCGGAGCCAGAGAGGCCCAGCCCUUCCUGUCUGCCCAUGUGGGGCGCAUCCUGGCCCCCCCAGUGCCUCCCCGAAGCCUGACACAUGGUCAUUACCUACAUUUUGACGCCUUCCACCACCCCCUGGGUGACACACCCCCUGCCCUCCCUGCCCGGACUCUGCGUAAGUCUCCUCUCCACCCUAUCCCGGCCUCCCCCACAAGCCCUCAAUCGGGCCUUGACGGCAGCAACUCUACACUGUCCGGCAGUGCCAGCAGCGGCGUGUCCUCCCUAAGUGAGAGUAACUUUGGGCAUUCCUCAGAGGCCCCACCUCGCACUGACACCAUGGACUCCAUGCCGAGCCAGGCGUGGAAUGCCGAUGACGAUCUUGAGCCGCCCUACCUCCCCGUCCACUAUAGCCUCUCUGAAUCUACAGUCCUGGACUCCAUCAAGACCCAGCCAUGCCGAAGCCACUCAGCCCCGGGGUGUGUCAUCCCACAGGACCCCAUAGACCCACCUGCACUGCCGCCCAAGCCCUACCACCCCCGCCUGCCGGCCCUGGAGCAGGAAGAGAGUGUGAUGCUGCGUGAAGAAGCUGAAAGGCCUCGUGGCCUGCACCGCAAAGCCUCACUGCCUCCUGGGAGCACCAAGGAGGAGCAGGCACGCAUGGCUUGGGAACACGGCCGAGGAGAACAGUGA